AUGGCCCAGCGGCCCUCCCUGAUCCCCCCCCUCGACCUCCCCGGCAUUGGUGGCGGCCCCGAGCGCAGGAAGAAGAAGAAGGUGACGCCCAUUGAUCUAUCAGAGCUCGAGGCUUGGGCCGCCUCCAUGAACGCCCAGUUUGAGGAGGCCGAGCGGUUCCACCUCGUUGUGGACGUGUCCGGAGCCGCGGGUCCUGUUCCGGGAGGGGCUGGGGUCCCACCGGGGACCCCUCUUUGGGGGCUCCCGGCCCUGCGGGGGGCGGGGGGAGUGACCGGUGUCCGCUUUUUGGGGAGGGGGCCGCACCCGGGCCCCUUUCCUCGGGCGGGGGAGGCGUCCCGGGGUCCCUUUGCCGGGGGUGGGGGCUCAGCCGCCCCCUGCCCCGCCAGGCGCGGGGGCUCUGACGCUGCUGCUGCCGCUGGGGCUGGUGGGGGUCGUGAGCGCGAGCCUGGGGAGGGGGAGGGCUGGGGGACCCCCGCCCCGGCCCUGCCCACCCCCCUCACCCUGGCGCUCGUCCUGGCCUGGGUGGGCGCGCACGGGCUCGGGAGCUGCUGGAGACCCCCGAGGAGCCCCCGUGAGACCCCCGGACCCCUCUGGGACCUCGGCUCGGCCGCGUCCAGCGUCGCCUUCGGGCUCGGGCUCGUCCUCCUCGCACGGCGGCGACUGCGGGGGGGCGGCACCGGACACCCCGUGUACGAAUUCUUCGUGGGGGGGGAACUGGGGUCCCCACCGGAGCCCCCCGAGAGUCUCCACUGGGAGCGGGUUGGGCUCUGUGCCUGGCUGCUGGUGCUGGCAGCGGCUCUGGGGGAGCAGCAGCGGCUUUGGGGGUCCCCAUCGCUGCCCCUCCUGCUCGUGGUGGCCGCUCAGGGGGUCCCGGUGCUGCGGCGCCUCAGGGAGCUGAGCAGGAAUUCCCCCCGCGGUCCUGGGGGGUUCCUAGGAGUCUUUGGGGCUCUGGCCUGGGGCCCUUUUGGGGGUCCCCUCCCGGCGCUGCUGCUCCUGCAGAGACCCCAGAACGGGCUGGGGGGAGCCGGGGGGGUCGCCUGUGGGGGGCUCUACGCCCUGGGGUUGUGGAUUUUCCACGGUGCCACCACCCAGAGGAGACUCUUCAGCCGUGACCCACAAGACCCCCGAGUGGCCGGGCUCCCCACAGUCCCCACGGCCACGGGGCAGGUGCUGCUGGCGGGGGGCUGGUGGGGGCUCGUCCGCCGGCCCGACGACCUCGGGGAGCUGCUGAUGGCGUUGGGCUGGACCCUUCCCUGCGGCCUGUCCCCGCCGCUGCUGCUGCUCCUGGCGGGGGCCGCGCUCCGGGAGCUCCGAGCGGUCGCGGGGGAGCGGCAGCAGCGGCGCCGCUUUGGGGAGGCCUGGGGGGGGCUGUGCCAGCGCGUCCCCCACCGCCUGCUGCCCCUCGUCUACUGAGGGCUCCUCCGAGACCCCUCCUGCAACCCCCGAGAUCCAAGGAGGGACCCUCUUGGGAUUCCUCACAUCCACUGUGGAGCUCCCAGCUCCCCUGCCCCAUCUACUGAGGCACCUCCGGGACCCCCACCACCAUUUACUGACACUGCCGGGACCCCUCAAAUCAACUGAGGGACCCCCUGGGACUCCCCCGGGACUCCCCAAGGACCCCCUCCCCACUUCUGCAGGGCCUCCAGGUCACACAGGGUUCCUCAGCCCCGUUACUGUGGAUCACUUUGUAAUAAAGUCUUGGCAUCUCCCCACCUUUCCUGG
Messenger RNA from Poecile atricapillus (Black-capped chickadee), 1722 nucleotides. Its product is annotated as delta(14)-sterol reductase TM7SF2-like. The transcript is spliced from 12 exons. NCBI's taxonomy places the organism in Eukaryota, Metazoa, Chordata, Aves, Passeriformes, Paridae. The coding region runs from base 1 to 1413 and encodes 470 amino acids. The record is from RefSeq and is a predicted model, not a curated record. Gene Ontology annotation, biological process: sterol biosynthetic process. Gene Ontology annotation, molecular function: oxidoreductase activity, acting on the CH-CH group of donors, NAD or NADP as acceptor. Gene Ontology annotation, cellular component: nuclear inner membrane; endoplasmic reticulum membrane.